Molecule: messenger RNA, 978 nt
Organism: Aspergillus neoniger CBS 115656
Lineage: Eukaryota; Fungi; Ascomycota; Eurotiomycetes; Eurotiales; Aspergillaceae
Product: arylamine N-acetyltransferase family protein
Exons: 1
Coding region: 4-978 (324 amino acids)
Molecular function (GO): acetyltransferase activity
Source: RefSeq, a predicted model, not a curated record
AAAAUGUCAUAUACCCCGGCCCAACUAGAACAAUACUUCGAACGCAUCAAAGUUCCUCAUGACACUCGCGCUCGCUUGAGCGCUGGGAAUAAAGACCUAGAGGUUCUGACCAGCCUUGUGCGUCAUCAUGUUGCAGGGGUUCCCUUUGAGAAUACAGUGCUGCACUACACCCCCCAGCAGUAUUUUGAGCUCAAACCUCAAGGUCUAUACGAAAAGAUUGUGCUUCGUCGUCAAGGUGGCACCUGCUUCCAGGUAGUCAGGAUCCUAAGCGAAGUCCUGCUUUCCAUCGGAUACACGCUCUACAAUAGUGGAGCGCGUCUGAACGCAGCAGCUAGUAUCUCUCUUGCAACCACCGGCGAUCCUAACCGACCAGUGGGUGCACAGUUCGGUGACUGGCAACACAUGGUGCUUAUUGUUUGCGUUGACGGACAAGAUUACCUUGUGGAUGGGGGCUUCGGUCCGAACUGCCCUGUCCAGCCGAUUGCCCUGCGUGAUGGGCAUGAAUUUGUGGAUGGGCGCUUGGGCCGUCGGGGACGCCUGAUCUACGACAAUAUCAACAAAGGCCGGGCGCAGCAUCUGAAAUACUGGCGACUGCAGUUCCAAAGCAUGAAAUCAACGGCGGCGCCGUGGAUGGACGUAUAUGCAUUUAAGGAGUGCGAAUGGUUAGACACGGAUUACGAGGCCGGUGCCCGGGCAGUUGGUACAAACAAACGCGUAUGGUUUCGGUUCCGUGUGACUGCUUUCCAGUACGUGCUGGAGGAAGGGGUCCCUGCGGGUUGGGUUAUGCUAUGGCAUAAUAUGCUUAUACGGUUCCACGGUGGAAAGGUGCUGGAGAAGAGCUUUUUGGAGUCUGAAGAGGAGAGGAUCGAGGUGUUGGCGGAUGUGUUCGGAAUCGUGCUGACCGACGAUCACAAGAAAGAAAUUGCCGGAAUGUUCUCAGCUUUGCCUUCAAAGAAAGCAAGGCCAUCAAAGAUGUAG